Molecule: messenger RNA, 1565 nt
Organism: Cloeon dipterum
Lineage: Eukaryota; Metazoa; Arthropoda; Insecta; Ephemeroptera; Baetidae
Exons: 6
Coding region: 162-1343 (393 amino acids)
Biological process (GO): poly(A)+ mRNA export from nucleus
Cellular component (GO): nucleus; nuclear speck
Molecular function (GO): mRNA binding
Source: RefSeq, a predicted model, not a curated record
CGACUGACUUAUUCUUCUCGAUUCCCUUUUACACGAGUUAGUAGAUCAACAAUCCUGAAAACAACGAUUUUUUGCGGAAACGUUCGUGUUUUCUACUUUGGGUUAGCUUUGUUCUAAACCACUGGAAAAACCAGCGAUACGUUUUUCUAUUACACCGCAAGAUGAACCAGACUUUGGACGAUAUCAUUAGAAAUAAGAGGCUCGUUUCUAGAGGAGGCGGCAUGAAACCUAAAUUCAACACUGUGCGAAACACCGGUGGUGUUGGAGCGACAAAGAAGCUUGGACGAGCCAUGCAAACGAAGACCAGUCCUGUUGGCCCUGCUCCUUCGAUUGCAAGCAGACUUGGUGAUGCCAGGAUGAAGAUCAUUGCCAAAAAACGACAGAAUUUGGUAGAUGCCAGGGAUCAGCUGAAUGAAAUCGCCAGACAGGGUGAUGCUAGAGAGAAACUGAUCAUGAUUCGGGCCAAGAAAACCGCAGGAAACCCAGGAAAACCCAAAUCGCUCUUCACGAAAGCCUUGGGUGGUCUUAAAAAAAGCCCUGUUAACAAUAAACCAGGGGCUCAAGGAUUUGUGACGAAAAGGCAAAAGAAGCCAGUGCCACUCAAAGCCCUCACCAGAACAGUUUACCAAGACGUUGAACCUAGAAACUACCUUCAAAUCGGCAGGCUUGGACAAUCGCAGUCGCUGCAUGAUAUUGAUGUUGAUGCUUACAAUGACCUGGACGCUGUAGAAAGAAGACCAUCUCCAAGGAGCAGCAGAGAGCGCCUUCCUGAUUACGAUGAGCUACUUGCCAUGUACGCCAGGAACAAGCUGCAACGUGCUGAACCGCAACCCCUCAGACGCACUGCCUCCACGAGCCAACCUCUGUUCAGGAAAAGCAGUUCUUCCGGCAUGAGGAUGGACCAAUAUUACAAGGCAGAUUCAGAAGAGGGAGAAGAGGAGGAAAUCGAUGAUAUGGAGAUUGAGGAGGAGCACCCUCCGUCAAGAAGCAAGUUCGUGAGCAGGACCAUCCAAGCUAAGCCUCAGUCGUCCAAUAUGUUCAGACGGGUGCAGCAGUCUUCCUCGUCUGCGUCUGCCUCCAGAUCCAGCCACACUAGCUACAAGAAGACUAGCCAAGCAGGAUACCGCGUCCGUAUUUCCAACCUUGCUGCAAGUGUCACAAAAGACGACAUUAUGGAGCUCUUCUCGGACCCUGGACCUCUAUAUUCAUGGGACCUCUUGCAUGGAGGCAUCGCCGAGGUCUACUACAAAAAGCGUGACGAUGCUAUCAAUGCCGUAGAUGUCUACCAUAAACGCUUGCUUGAUGGGCAGCCCAUGGCUGUUACGUUCUAUGAUCAGCAUUAGUGUUGUACCGGUUAACUUCAAUGAAAGCAGAUCAGUGUGAAUAAAGUGUUAGUAGAGCGAAAUGAUCUGACAUCUGAACUAUCUAUCACUGCUCCAACGCAUGUAAGAUUGAAUUUUGUACUUGCUAAAGUUUACGAUUCGCAUCACUUUAUAAUGCAGUUUUUUUGUCAUAAUUCAACAUGUCCGGGAUAAUAAAUUCAUUUAGCUAACUUGCAUUUAAAA